Oreochromis aureus is the source of this 924-nucleotide messenger RNA. RefSeq names its product olfactory receptor 2AT4-like. Gene Ontology annotation, molecular function: G protein-coupled receptor activity; olfactory receptor activity. Gene Ontology annotation, biological process: G protein-coupled receptor signaling pathway. The transcript has a single exon. The record is from RefSeq and is a predicted model, not a curated record. NCBI's taxonomy places the organism in Eukaryota, Metazoa, Chordata, Actinopteri, Cichliformes, Cichlidae. Gene Ontology annotation, cellular component: membrane. Bases 1 to 924 code for a protein of 307 amino acids.
AUGAAAAAAGUCAAUGUUACCUAUAUAACUCUUGAUGGUUUUGUAGAAAUUGACAAGUAUAGAUAUGUUUAUUUUUACAUUAUGUUCAUAGUAUAUAUUCUAAUAAUCUGCUGUAAUUCUACAAUUUUGUAUCUCAUUUGUAUUCAUCAAAAUCUCCAUGAGCCUAUGUACAUUUUCAUUGCAGCUUUGCUGUUGAAUUGUGCUCUUUACUCUACAGCUGUUUACCCUAAAUAUCUCAUUGACUUUUUAUCUGAAAAACAGGUCAUAUCCUAUUCGGCAUGUCUUUUUCAGUAUUUUCUGUUUUACAGUCUAGCUUGCUCAGAGUUUUUCCUCUUGGCAGCCAUGGCCUAUGACAGAUAUGUGGCUAUAUGCAAACCUCUUCAAUAUCCAACCAUCAUGAGAAAAAAGACUGUGAGUAUUUUCCUGUUCAUAGCUUGGCUUGUGCCUGCAUUUCAUAUUACAAUCCCAGCAAUAGGGAGUGCUAAAGCUAAAUUGUGUUCCUUUUAUUUAAAUGAAACAUUUUGUAACAAUAGAAUUUAUACUCUUCAGUGUUUAAGAUCAGAAUUUUUUGCUGCCUUUGGUUUGGUUUGUUUGCUCGAUCUUGGAAUACUCCCUCUGUUAUUCAUACUUUACACAUACACAAAAAUAUUCUUAAUGUCUUAUCGAAGUUGUAAAGAAAUUAGGAAGAAAGCUGCAGAGACCUGUUUACCCCACCUGUCAGUUUUAAUUAGCUUUUCCUGUUUAGGUUGCUAUGAUGUAGUUAUAGCCCGAGUGGAAUCAGAUUUUCCAAAAACUGCACGCUUAAUAAUGACAUUACAACUAGCUUUGUAUCAUCCUUUGUUUAAUCCAUUUGUAUAUGGGCUUAAAAUGAAGGAAAUUUUUAAACACCUGAAAAGGUUGUUUUCUCCACCCCCCAAAAUUUGA